Nicotiana attenuata is the source of this 426-nucleotide messenger RNA. RefSeq lists its product as uncharacterized. The coding region runs from base 1 to 426 and encodes 141 amino acids. The record is from RefSeq and is a predicted model, not a curated record. Lineage: Eukaryota; Viridiplantae; Streptophyta; Magnoliopsida; Solanales; Solanaceae. The transcript has a single exon.
AUGGUUAGUAUUACAGGGGAGAUUGCAACAACAGAUAGACUAAUGAGAUGGGGCAUAACAGUAGACAUUACUUGCUCAUUAUGUCAAGCAGAACUGGAAACUAGAGAGCAUUUGUUUGUGGAAUGUGAUUAUGCAAAAGCUAUAUGGAGGAGACUGCAGAAAUGGUUACAAUGGCAACAAACACCAGAUGAAUGGAACCAGCAUGUUAACUGGGCUAUCAGAAGUGCUAAAGGGAAAUCACAACAAGCUCAAAUAUUCAAAUUGGUAUAUGCAGAGUGUGUCUAUGCUAUAUGGAUAGAAAGGAACAAUAGAGUGUUUGAAAAGAAGACUAGAAGUUGGGAAGCAAUUGUAAGGGAAAUUAUCUAUACUUGUCAUGUUAGAGCUGACAGUAGAGUUAAAGAGCUUCUGCAAAGUUUUACAUUUUAG